AUGAUAAAUUCAAAUAACCUCCUGGUGCAGGUGGCGUGGCUCCAGCGAGAAGCACCACAUCUACCGAAAAAGAAUUUGGUUGAUCUCGUUCUCCAGCCUUUUCCAGAAAGCACACGGUUAUUAGGACGCACUGGAACUGGGACAAACGGAGAAAUAAGGAAUGGAGUUCUGGUGCUAAUACCGUCAAAUUCUGGAAACAGCAAUAUAAAUAACAGAAAUCUGAAUGCUCAGAAUAAUAAUAGUACUAGUAUCAAUACCAACGAUAGCAUCACCAAUACCAACAAAACCAAUAGUACUUAUAAUAACAAUAAUAGCAUAUCUAAUACCGGCGGUUCAGAUUUACGACAGACAGCAAACGCGAACAACAGACUGGAAAAUUCUCCCAAUCUUGAUACUCUCAGCGAUAGUGAAGUCGCGCUCUUGAAGAAAUUGAUAGAGUUACAGGAUAUGAAGCUAGCAUUAUAUGAUGAGCGCUUCAAAGUGAGCGAGUCGACUUCCAUAUCGUUUGAUGCAAAGAAAGAUUUCUAUAAGAAAACGUUUGAACCCAAGUCCAGUGCCAUAGAAGUCCAGAUUAACAAUGUGCGAAAGGAGAUCUACAACUCCAAUUCUUCACAUGUUCAAGUUAAUAACAGUAUCUCUGUACCGGAGAAGCUAUCGGUGCCACUGACAUUCCCUGCUUCUAUCAACUCUGUUCCAAUCGUUAAUGAAGUCGAGGAUGACUUUGGAGAAGGAACCAUGGAUGGAUUGAGAACCCCGACACAGGAGCGAGAUGAAGUCAACGAUUUGGGCAGCUUUAUUGCCGACGACUACUUGGAGUCUGAUGUUGAUGGUUCCUUCCAAAAUGAUUCUGACCAUUCAGAAGAAGAAACAGAAGGAGCAAUUGCCCCAGAUGAAAUCGAUGACAUAAGACUAUCGCCAGAUGUGGCAGGAAAAUUGGGUGUGCGGUAUGUUGAUCAACCAGCCCCCAUAGCUUUGGUAGAUCUGGAUUCUGAAUCUGUUCAUAAAGAAUAUGCGGAUGAUGAUUAUGACGAUGAUGAAAUUGAGGAAAUAGAAGACUUCACCACGCAAUUAAAUGAAGAAAGAGAAUUAAAUAAUGAUGUCAUUGACCUCAUUUCAGAUCAAGAGGGCGAAAAUGAUCUAUUCGAACAACAUCUCCCAACUAAUUUGGCAGAAUCAGGAACACAUUCAAAGGCACUCGGUGAAUCCACCAAUAUUGACAGACAUAUCGCGCCUAAGGUAGAAAGUGAUCUAGAAUUCAGUGAUGAUGAUGACGAAUUAAUGAAUAUAUUGAACAAUCAGCAGCCUAUCGUUGGAAAUGGACCUAAUAAAGAGAAUAUACCUCCGGGCUCUGAACAUUUCAUUGAUGAAGUAUACUCUGUAUUAAAUUCUGUCUUCAAAUUGCAGUCAUUCAGAUCAAAUCAAUUGGAAGCAGUGUGUGCUAGUUUGCAAUCUAAGGAUGUGUUUGUAUUGAUGCCAACAGGUGGUGGAAAAUCCUUAUGUUAUCAGUUGCCUGCGCUUGUGAAAGGUGGGAAGACUAAUGGUACAACUGUUGUUAUUUCUCCUUUAAUUUCAUUGAUGCAAGAUCAAGUUCAGCACUUAUUGGACAAGAAUGUGAAAGCAGGAAUGAUCAGUUCCAAAGCAACAGCAGAAGAGAAUAAACAAACAAUGCAUUUAUUCAGGGAGGGCUUUCUUGAUUUGGUAUAUCUUUCCCCAGAAAAAGCAAACACUUCUAAUGUUGUCCAAAAGAUAAUAAGCAAAUUGUAUGAAACCAACAGAUUGGCCAGAGUUGUGAUAGAUGAAGCACAUUGCUUGAGUUCGUGGGGACAUGAUUUCAGACCUGAUUAUCAGAGUAUGGGGCUCUUUAAGGAGAGGUAUCCCAAUGUUCCAAUAAUGGCCUUAACAGCAACGGCUAAUGAAAAGGUAAGAUUAGAUAUUGUCCACAAUUUGAAAAUGGAAAAUGCCGUUCUUUUGAAACAAAGUUUCAAUAGAACAAACUUGUACUAUGAAAUUAAGUGGAAAGCAGCCAACUACGUCGAAUGGAUAAAAGAUUACAUUUUGAAAAACCAGAAUAAUAAGACGGGUAUCAUAUAUUGUCAUUCGAAACAGUCCUGUGAACAGACAAGUGCUAAACUCAAUCUGUUCGGGCUUCAUACUGCUUUCUAUCACGCUGGAAUGUCUCCCCAAGAUAGAUUCGAUAUCCAAUCACAAUGGCAAACUGGAAGAAUUCAGUUGAUUUGUGCCACAAUUGCUUUCGGGAUGGGAAUUGAUAAGCCCGACGUCAGAUAUGUCAUCCAUUUAUUCAUUCCUCGAAGUUUGGAAGGAUACUACCAAGAAACCGGAAGAGCUGGAAGAGAUGGCAAACAAUCUGAUUGUAUUAUGUUUUACUCUUAUAAGGACGCUCGACUGCUUCAGAGUAUGAUACAAAGAGACGAAGAAUUGACGAAGGAAGGGAAAGAAAAUCAUCUUGCUAAGCUUAGACAGGUGGUUCAAUAUUGUGAGAACACAACUGACUGUAGAAGACAGCAGGUUUUGCAAUACUUCAACGAGUCUUUCAGCCCGGCAGAUUGUCGAAAGCAAUGUGACAAUUGCCAAAAUUCAACUGGUGUUUCAGUGGUCGAAAGAAACUGUACAGAGUAUGCCAAAAAUAUCAUAAAUUUGGUGCAAUCUAUCCAGGAAGAAAGAGUGACAGUACUUCAUUGCCAGGAUGUCUUUAAGGGAGCCAGAAAUAGCAAAAUUAUGAAAAUGGGACAUAAUCUUAAUCCGUAUCAUGGGAAAGGGAGCUCCUUGGACAAGACAGACGUCGAGAGAAUCUUUUUCUACCUAUUGAGUGAAGAGUGCCUUGUAGAAUACCAGAUCAUGAAAGGUGGAUUUGCGUCGAACUACGUCCGUACCGGCAAGAACGCAUACCAAGUUUUGAGAGGAAUGAAGCAGAUCCAGAUUCAAUUCAGCACUGAGAAAAGAGUACGGCAAAAUACUGGAAAUGCAUCAUCGACUACUAGUACAUCAGCAGUACACUCCAAUCUCAACAGUUUCAAAUAUCGUGAAUCGUUUGUCACAGCACGUGAGGUAUCGAGGAUGAACUCGAUGAAUAGUAAUGCUAAUCAUGCUUAUAAUGAGCUUAAUAAGAUAAGAAUUGAAGCUCUGUCGGAGAUUGGCAUCCCAUUGAGUCAGUUUGUCAGCGAGAUAUCUCUACGAGAAAUGUCUAAUAAAUUGCCGACGAACAAGAGAGACUUCUCUAAAAUUCAGGGUAUAUUAAAGGAACAAGUUGAAUAUUUCACUCUAUUCAAGAAGACGUUGGGUAUACUAUCUAGAGAAAGGAAAAAGCAAUCACCCAACUCGAGUUUUGUUAGUAAUUCAGACAUAGCCAGUGCUGGUGCAGAUAUGUCUAUUUCGCCAUAUUUUCCACCACCCCAACCUGAACGUCAUGUUUUGGAUAACCUAAGG
Scheffersomyces stipitis CBS 6054 is the source of this 3444-nucleotide messenger RNA. RefSeq names its product ATP-dependent DNA helicase (gene SGS1). The transcript has 4 exons. Gene Ontology annotation, cellular component: chromosome; nucleus; RecQ family helicase-topoisomerase III complex. The annotation marks the transcript as partial. Gene Ontology annotation, molecular function: nucleic acid binding; four-way junction helicase activity; 3'-5' DNA helicase activity. NCBI's taxonomy places the organism in Eukaryota, Fungi, Ascomycota, Pichiomycetes, Serinales, Debaryomycetaceae. Gene Ontology annotation, biological process: double-strand break repair via homologous recombination; DNA replication. The record is from RefSeq and is a predicted model, not a curated record.